This is a messenger RNA of Thlaspi arvense, 918 nucleotides long. The record is from the annotation of a GenBank genome assembly. Lineage: Eukaryota; Viridiplantae; Streptophyta; Magnoliopsida; Brassicales; Brassicaceae.
AUGAUCAGUUGUCCUGUGCGAGAUAUUCCAUUACUUGAUCGUUUAUAUGCUCGAGUUACGGUUUCGGUAAAUGAGGGAUGGCAACCUCAUGCUGGACCAAAACAAUUGCUUCGUGAUCCACCAAACCCACUUUCACAAGUUAUAGAAUCUGAUGAGGAAGUUGAACCAUUUAUACCAAUUCAGAAAUCAGCAUCACGUGGAAAGGGUAAAGUAGGAUCAUCUUCCAAACAAGAGCGUCUCACGACUGCCAUUGAAGAUCAAGGAAGAUUUUGGAAAGGUGGCCGAGAAACAUUUGAGUCAUUGAAUCCAUUCUGUUGUGCUGUAUGUAUGCAGGAGCUGCUCAAAAUAACUAGUUUAGACCAUGGUAACGAGCUAUAUUGGGCUGCAAUUGAUUAUCUUGCAUCUGAUGAGAGUGGCCGUCAGAUUUUCAUGUCAUUACCAAGUGACGCGGAGAAAAUCAAAUUUCUGGAACGAAAGACAGGAGCUUUUACCUUGAUUUUGAUCCAACGGCUCUUAGGAGAAGGAGAUCAAGCCUAUGAGCAAGAGAUCUUCUUCGCCACUCGCCGUGGCACCAGGCUUCUCAAUAUGUCUGAUUUUAGGGAUGUUUCGAGGUCCAACUCUUGGGAUUACUCUGCUUUUGUAAGGACUUACGCUUUGUACCUUGACGAAAGGCUUGACUUCAGGAUGCAAGCGAGACACGGGAAACGCGGAGUAUACUGCGUUGGAGGAGAAACAGAGGAAGAUGAGAAAGAUAAGCCCGCCGCUGAUCUCUCCACGGCUAUAGUGGUCAAGUCACAACCCAUCGCCGAGAUGAAAACAGAGCAUAUCUUCACCAGAGUUCAAAACAUUUGCAGCAACUUCUUGACCGUUUCUUGGCUUGUCGUCCCACGCGUGGCGCGAGGAACAACAGAGUUGUGA